ACGUCGUCCUGCGUUCCACGUGCUCAUCACAUCUCCAUAUCCAUCCCCCGCUACCCCAACUACACCACAUACGCCUAGCGCGCAUGCAACAUGAGUAGCGCAAUGUGGAGACGGGAACGGAACCACUGCGUCAUCAUGCGCCCCGCCUUCCGACCUAUGUCAUGUUCUAGCCCGCGUCCGCGUCGGUUGGGAGACUUCAUUCCUUCACGUCUCGUCUCGUCGCAUUGCGUCUUUGCUACCUCGUCUGAUUUGUUGUAUGCUUUUGGUGUCUUGUACUGUGUUGUGCUGUGCUGUGUUGGAUAGGAGUUGCUCAAGUGUUGAGGGUGGGAUAGAGAUAAUUUAGUGUUGGGCAAGAUAGAAUAGUUGGUUGGUUGAGGGUAGGUGGGUUGGAUCAGAUUGAGGGUUGAGGGUUGGACUAGUGCCGAGGAAGAGAAGGGAUUGGGACUUGACGCGACGAAUUGAAAAAUUGAAAGUUGAGAGAAAGAGAAAGAGAAAGAGAAAAAGAAGGGAAUCUCACAUCUAGAUUCAUUCCACGACCUACAUCUACUACCGUGGAAUCGCUACCAACAACACGACACCAACCCACGAACCAUCAACCACCCCGCCCAACCAACCGGCGUACAAUCCCCGCCAUGUCCAGUCCCCGGUCCCACCGCCCCAAAACGCCCACGCCCUC
Messenger RNA from Dothidotthia symphoricarpi CBS 119687, 676 nucleotides. RefSeq lists its product as uncharacterized. Bases 91 to 303 code for a protein of 70 amino acids. The record is from RefSeq and is a predicted model, not a curated record. The transcript has a single exon. NCBI's taxonomy places the organism in Eukaryota, Fungi, Ascomycota, Dothideomycetes, Pleosporales, Dothidotthiaceae.